AUUGAUGAAACACCAAAAUAAGAUGAAAAAAAGACAAACGUUCUCCCAGGACCACAUGUACUACAGCUACGGCUGCCGAUAGGCUCAGCGUCCCCCUAUACAUAGUACUGUAUGUAGGUAUUGCCCUGGGACUCGCCGAGAUGAUGGGCCAUUUCGUACAAUCCGCUGGAACCAGGCCAUGACAGGCGCGUAACCGAGACAGGGCAAUCGUGCAUGGGACGAUUUCUGCUGCCUGUCGGCUACCUAUCGACCGUCCUACCGUACUCAGUACUCAGUAGAGUAUGGUCUGGCAGAGGUCUGUCUGGUAUCCAUGAAUGGUGUUGCUGGAUUCGAGUUACUUGUCACCACAGGGCGGUGCAGUCACACUCGGUCUGGGGGUUCGGCCUUGACCCCACCGCCCCGUACCCCUUUACUUACAGUACCUACGGUACUUAUGUGGUCAGCUCGUCAUCUGGCCUCACGUCUCCUGAUUAUCUAGGGACACGGACUGCGGGCGGGUUUGGCCUACCUGCGCUAUCAUACCUACCGUAUUACACAAAACACUUACUACAUAGUCGAGAUGUAGGCAGUGUAGCAGUCUCUAAAGACACACGUGAUUGAUAGGUACCGUAUGAAGGAAACAUGCAUCCUAAACCAGGUAGGUAUUAGGAGACGGGUGCAUCUGCAGAACAGCCCAUCCGGUCCAGCUGAAACGAUAACGUAGAACCAGAUCAGUGUCGCAACGUCGG
Messenger RNA from Xylaria bambusicola, 728 nucleotides. RefSeq lists its product as uncharacterized. Lineage: Eukaryota; Fungi; Ascomycota; Sordariomycetes; Xylariales; Xylariaceae. The transcript is spliced from 3 exons. The record is from RefSeq and is a predicted model, not a curated record. Bases 214 to 600 code for a protein of 128 amino acids.